Castor canadensis (American beaver) is the source of this 972-nucleotide messenger RNA. RefSeq names its product aldo-keto reductase family 1 member C1-like. The record is from RefSeq and is a predicted model, not a curated record. Lineage: Eukaryota; Metazoa; Chordata; Mammalia; Rodentia; Castoridae. Gene Ontology annotation, molecular function: oxidoreductase activity.
AUGAAUUCUAAACAUCAGUGUGUGCAACUGAAUGAUGGUCACUUCAUUCCUGUCCUGGGAUUUGGCACCUUGGCAACUGGAGAGGUUCCCAAGAAUAUGUCUGUGAAUGCCAUCAAAUUAGCUAUAGAUGUUGGGUUCUGCCAUUUUGAUUCUGCUUAUAUUUAUGACAAUGAAAAAGAAGUAGGAGUGGCUAUUCAAAGCAAGAUUGCAGAUGGCACUGUGAAGAGAGAAGACAUAUUCGUCACUUCAAAGCUUUGGCCCACUUUCAGUCAUCCAGAUCUGGUCAAAACUUGCUUGCAGAGGUCACUGGAAAACCUUCAUCUGGACUAUGUUGACCUCUAUCUUAUUCAUUACCCACUGGCAAUGAAGCCAGGAGAUGAGAAUAUUCCAAAAGAUGAGCAUGAGAAAAUAAUAUUUGAUACAAUGGAUAUUUGUGCCACAUGGGAGGCCAUGGAAAAGUGUAAGGAUGCAGGAUUGGCCAAGUCCAUCGGGGUGUCCAACUUUAACCACAGACAGCUGGAGAUGAUCCUGAAAAAGCCAGGGCUCAAGUACAAGCCUGUUUGCAAUCAGGUAGAAUGCCAUCUUUAUAUGAAUCAGAGCAAAUUGCUGGAUUUCUGCAAGUCAAGAGACAUUGUUCUGAUUGCAUAUGGUGCUUUGGGAACUCAACGAUAUAAACUUUGGGUGAACCAGAGCUCCCCAGUUCUCUUGGAUGACCCAGUUCUUUGUGCCAUGGCAAAAAAAUACAAGCAAACCCCAGCCCUGAUUGCCUUUCGCUACUUGUUGCAGCGUGGGCUUGUGGUCCUGGCAAAGAGCUUCAAAGAGGAAAGGAUCAAAGAGAACAUGCAGGUUUUUGAAUUCCAGUUGACUUCUGAGGACAUGAAACUCCUAGAUGGUCUGAACAGAAAUUUUCGAUACAUUACUGCUAAUAUUUUUGCUGACCACCCUAAUUACCCAUUUUCUGAUGAAUAUUAA